AUGGGAAUGGAAGUAUCAGAUAUCUGUCAGAUGCUGGACGAGCAGCCUAACAGAGCACUCGUUGAUAAUCUUUCAAACCGGUCAGACUAUAUUCCAGUACUGGAAAAACAGUUUGAGGGUAUCUCAUACGUUCGAGAUAUGGUGCUUAUAUGGGCCUAUGAAACAGAGCAGACACCCAGUCUCCUGGUAAGAGAACUCCUUCCCAUUAUGUCAUCUCAAUUUCCCUAGUUUGCAUCCUGUCUCUGAGACUGACAAAAGUUCAGCAUUCUGAUGGGAAUUGGGGCAGAUCAGGCCCAGGAAGCGUCAUGGUCUCACCAGAGUCAGCCACGGGAGGACGGUACCCUUUCCACAUCAAGAACGCUCUUCACAUUAACCACGACCACUCGAGCAUGGUGAAAUUCAAAUCGAGCGACCGUGAAAUAUCGAUCUUGGCUUUAAAAAUCAAGGAAAUUAUCCAAAAUGGUGGAUCAAAUGAGAAGAGGAAGAACGGCACAUCACAACAACCGCAUAACCGGCUUGCUCAUAGAUCAAUUAUAGAUCUGGAAGCAGUAGUCACAAAGGGCCUAACAUAUGAUGAGGUUCAAUUUAGUAAGGGUACAUCUGCACAAAGGGGGGUUUAAAAAUUGGGGUUAUACUUGCUAACGAUGCAGCAGUUCUAAUCAAAUCUUUUGCGGCACCCAAAAGGAACGAGAGGCUAGAGGAGAUCGACAAAAACGUGGAUCAUACCUUCAAUUGGGUUUUUGACCACCCGUCCAUUGGGUUGUCGUCAUGGCUAUUGAAGGGAGAAGGGAUGUUCUGGAUAAGCGGGAAGCCCGGUUCCGGUAAAUCUACCAUGUUGAAGUUCCUCUGGAGCGAUGACAGGGUCGCGCGGUUGCUCAACUCAUGGGAAGCGAGCGAGAACAAGGUGAUUGCGAACUUCUUUUUCCAUUAUCGAGGUACUCUUGCCCAGAAAUCAUUCGAAGGUCUCCUUAGGAGUAUCCUAAGUCAAAUAUUGGAGGCAGAGCCGAAGUCUUGCAUUUUCCUCAGAGAAAUUGUAGAAGCCACUUUCCCAAAAUUGGUGACACCCUGGAAGCCGCGCGAAGAGGGGAAGGAGGUGUCCAACUCGCAGGAUCCGGAAUGCGACGUGGAAAUUUUUCAAAUACCUGCGGACGCUUGGAAUCAGAGAUUGCUCCAGGACUGUUUGAAGGCUAUUAUGCUGCAGAACGAAAUGGACAUCGAUAUCUUCUUCCUCUUCGAUGCCCUUGAUGAAUAUGAUGGACCGCCAGAGUUUAUCGCACACUUUCUGAAGCAGUUGGUCAACACAACGUCCCGCACACGCGUCAAGAUUCUCUUCUCCAGCAGACCAUGGACAAUCUUUCAGGAUGAAUUCAAGUCGUGCCCUGGCUUUGAGAUUCACAAAUUUACAAAUAAGGACAUACGCCAGUACAUACUCAACUUCAUAACCGCGCAGACACGUGGAGAGGAAGCUCUUCUAGAUCUCGCAGAGGACAUUGUCCUCCGGUCGCAGGGGGUCUUCCUUUGGGUCAAGCUGGUUUUACAAGAGUUAGCUCUCACGGUGGCUACAUCUAUUUCUAACAGUAUUGACAGCCAAAUACUGGGUCCCAAGUUACGUGAGAAGUUAGAAAAGCUUCCUGAUGAACUUGACAAAUUCUACGAUGCCAUCAUUGAACGACUCAAUGACCUAUAUCGAUGGGAAAUAUACGUACUUUUGGAGUCCUUGGUUCGUUCCCGUGUUAAAAUCAUCACGAUGGAUGCUCUUGAGAUAUUGGCUCUAUCGGAUGCGAAAAACGCCGAAGAAGCAACGAGAAUAUUCGAAAAGAAUGUACGGGAGGAUGCUUCCGUGGAGAAAUUGCCGAUUCAGGAUAUCAAAAUAAUUUCUGGUGGGCUGAUCGAACUCACAGAUGAUGGAAAAUCCUGUUACCUCCAGCUUAUGCAUCAGACGGUUUAUGAAUUUGUUGAACGACCACAGUUUCGGCAUUCAUUACUCGGGCUUCGUGGGAAGAUAACCAUUCAGAACGGCCAUUCUUUCCUAUCUACCUGGUAUUUCUAUCGAAGUAUAGCCCACAAUCACGAAAUUGCGAGCAAGACGACGAGUGGCAACAUCACAUUUACUGGAAGCGACAGGAUAGAGCUCGUUUUUCAUGCCAAGGAAGCAGAAAGAACAACCGGAGUAAGCCAGCAUAGUAUCUUUACUAGUGGUGUGGUUAUAGAGGCGUGGCCCUUGCUCAUGUUUGCAGUUGCCGUUGGACUUCGCCUACUGGUGAAAGACAUUCUAAGUGAGAAUGCAGACGCAAUUGCCCAGUGUGACAGCGGUCUUCUCCCUGCAAUACUUUAUUCCCUACAAAAAGGAUUUUGUAAGCCGAUAGAAGCAAUCCAAAUGACUUCCGUCAUUGUGAAGAACGGCUAUAGGACUCGAGAAGACUGGGACGGGAUUCUAAGCCUCUUUCACCAGAUCUGGGAGAAGGGUGGCGGAGGACUCGAGAAGCUUUCCCCUCCAAGUGGGUAUAGGAUAAACAGCUUCGAACCUCAAGAUCGUGAACCCGAUCCGAUAGAUUGCGCAACUUGUAUCGCCCUUGUCUCAGAAGCUCUCAAAGGACUUGGGGACGAUAAUAGUCUGGGACGUGUGGGAAACAAUCCCCCAAGCGGCAAAAGCCCGCUCCUCCAUAGAAGCCCGCCGGAACUAACGAGCAAACUAUUACUGUCGGGAGCCGACCCUAACAUCAUUGACCCAACAGGAUACACGGCCCUUGACGCAUUCCUGGAAAGCAUAUCUAUUACUGGCCGGGGGCGGGGGUAUAGGACGGACGACGCGACAUACGACGCUUUCAAAUCAUUCAUCACACAUGGUGCAAUUCUUAAUAUGCAGCAGCAGGAGUUGCCAUAUGAUUCAUUGGUUGAAGAUUUCAAAAGCCUAUCGUACCCAAUUGAUUUUGUAAAGGAUCAUGGUUUUCCAAAAUGGUCAAACGAGACUCGGGAAGUAGCGUCGUUGCAGGAACAAUCAUCACCUCAGCAGGGUAUACGAAAGCAUACUCAUUCCGCGAGUAUACAAGUCAGGAGGGCAGUUAGAAAGCUCAAAAAUCUCAUGAAAUAA
Clonostachys byssicola is the source of this 3091-nucleotide messenger RNA. Lineage: Eukaryota; Fungi; Ascomycota; Sordariomycetes; Hypocreales; Bionectriaceae. The record is from the annotation of a GenBank genome assembly.